GGAAGAGGGAGAAGAGGAGGCGUGGCUGUUGGGGCGUUAGAAGGCCGGCAGCAGUUGCGGGGGCCGGGAUUUUGAGCCCGAGGCGUUGGAAUCUUCGCGCCCCCCCCCCGUCUCUCCAACGUUCUCUGGCCUCUCCCCGCCUUUCCAUUGGGCGGUGGUGGACUUCAAAAGGGAUCCGCUGACUUCCGGGGUGGCCUGCCCUGCUGUCGGAUGAUGAGCGGCGAGGCCUCCUCCCCGGCGGCGCCAGCCAUGGCAUUGUAUACCUGCAUCACCUGUCGUGUGGCUUUCAAGGAUGCUGAGGUUCAGCGUACCCAUUACAAGACUGACUGGCACAGGUACAAUCUGAAGCGGAAGGUGGCAGGGAUGCCACCAGUGACAGCCGAGAACUUCCAGGAGAGGGUCCUGGCCCAAAGAGCAGGGCUGGAGGAGCAGAACAAAGCCACAGCUACGUACUGUACGGCCUGCAGCAAGCGAUUCUCCAACUUCAAUGCUUAUGAGAACCACCUGAAGUCCAAGAAGCACUUAGAGCUUGAAAAGAGAGCUGUCCAGGCUGUCAGCAAAAAAGUGGAACUCCUGAAUGAGAAGAACUUGGAGAAGGGCCUUGCUGAGGAGAGCGUGGACAAAGAUGCCAUGAAUGCCGCUAUCCGGCAAGCCAUUCGGGCUCAGCCAUCCUCAUCUCCAAAGAAGGUUUCCUCAUCCUCUGUUGGCACCUGUGGAUCUUCGGUUGCUGCAGAAAGUAGCCGUUCAGCCCAAAGCAGAGAACAUGUAGAAAAAGCACCCCGACUUCAGUGGUUUGAAGAGCAAGCCAAGAAGCUGGCGAAAGAGCAAUCUGAGGAUGAAGAGGAAGGGGACGACAUGGAGGAAGGUUGGGAGGAUGUCGACUCAGAUGAAGAGCUGGAGUCUGAAGAAGUGGAGAUGGAAGGAAUACCAGAUGGACCAAGCGACAGUGGAUCUGAUGCAAUUCCAGUGACAGACUGCUUAUUCUGUUCCCACCAUUCAAGCUGUCUCAUGAAGAGUGUUGCCCACAUGACGAAAGUCCACAGUUUCUUUAUUCCAGAUAUAGAAUAUCUUGUAGAUCUCAGAGGGCUGAUUAAGUAUUUAGGAGAGAAGGUUGGCGUUGGGAAGAUCUGCUUGUGGUGCAAUGAGAAAGGGAAAUCCUUUUACUCGACCGAAGCGGUCCAGGCACACAUGAAUGACAAAAGCCACUGCAAGCUCUUCACAGAGGGAGAUGCAGCCCUGGAGUUUGCUGACUUCUAUGAUUUCAGGAGCACUUACCCUGACUAUCAGAAAGGAGAGGAGGACGUGGAGAUGUCUGAUGAAGUGCCAUCACAUAAAAAUUUGGAAUAUGAUGAUGAAUCUAUGGAGUUGAUUUUACCUUCUGGUGCCAGGAUUGGUCACCGUUCUCUGAUGAGAUACUACAAGCAGCGAUUUGGCACUGUGCGAACAGUAGCAGUUUCAAAAAAUAAACAGGCAGUGGGCAGAGUGUUGCAGCAAUAUAAAGCCCUUGGAUGGACAAGCAGCACAGGAGCAGCGCUGGCUCGUGAGCGGGACAUGCAGUACCUCCAGAGGAUGAAAGCAAAGUGGAUGCUGAAGACGGGCAUGCAGAAUAAUGCUACAAAGCAGACACACUUCCGCAUGCAAGUCAAGUUCUGAGAGUGUCUAAAGGUACCUUAAAGCUUGACCUUGCCUUUUCCCCCUGGGGAGGCAAAGGGAAGGCCCAGUAACCAAAUAUUCUGACACUGGUUGAUCCCUUUCCCAUGGCUAUCUGUAUACUGCUGUUUCAAAAUCUUUCCCAAGGACAUCAUUUAGCCCAAUAGAAUGCUGAUAAAUCAAUAAAAGUCUAUGCAUAAAAAGCA
This is a messenger RNA of Pogona vitticeps (central bearded dragon), 1856 nucleotides long. RefSeq names its product zinc finger protein 622 (gene ZNF622). NCBI's taxonomy places the organism in Eukaryota, Metazoa, Chordata, Lepidosauria, Squamata, Agamidae. Gene Ontology annotation, biological process: ribosomal large subunit biogenesis. The record is from RefSeq and is a predicted model, not a curated record. Gene Ontology annotation, cellular component: preribosome, large subunit precursor. Gene Ontology annotation, molecular function: nucleic acid binding; zinc ion binding.